AUGGUGAAGAUUGAGGCCUUCGCGGUUGAACAGUGGAUGGACAAGUAUGAAACCACUGCCAAGUAUAAUACCGCCGAAACCUGCUGCGCAUCCAUCUCCGUCGAUGAUCUCCGCGCGCUCUCCGAUGACAAGAAGUCCAACCCUUUGACCGAGCUCCAAUCCACUAAACUUACAUAUGGGGCGAUUCGUGGCUCCGAUAAAUUGCGAAAUACAUUGGCGAACUUGUAUUCGGUGAGGGCACCAACGCAGUUACCGAAGGACAAUAUCUUGAUCACUGCUGGCGGAAUCCAAGCGAACUUCUUGCUGUUAUAUACCUUGCUUGGCCCAGGAGACCAUGUCAUCUGCCAUUACCCGACAUACCAGCAGCUGUUUUCGGUCCCUGCAUCAGUGGGGGCUGAAGUCAGCUUGUGGAAGUCCAAAGAGACCGAUGGAUGGCAGUUGGACAUUGAAGAGCUGAAAGACCUUAUCCGUCCCAACACGAAGCUGAUUAUCAUCAAUAACCCGCAAAACCCAACUGGAGCCAUCAUCCCCCGCCAGACACUCCAACAACUAGUCGAUAUUGCGCGUGAGAAAUCCAUUAUCAUCCACUCCGACGAGGUCUAUCGCCCGCUUUUCCACAAUAUUAGUCCCGCGGACCCGAGAUUCCCACCCACACUCCUUUCUAUGGGCUACGAACGCACCGUGGUGACAGGAUCUGUUUCCAAAGCAUAUAGCCUGGCAGGCUUGCGGGUCGGCUGGGUCGCGUCGCGAGAUAGCUCUAUCAUUGAAUCUCUUGCUAAUGCGCGCGAUUAUACAACUAUCUCUGUCGGGCAAAUUGAUGAGGCAAUUGCCAGUUUUGCACUAGCACCAGAUUGCAUCCACAAUCUUCUAAAGCGAAAUCUCGAUCUCGCUCGGACUAAUCUCUCUAUUCUGGAGAAGUUCGUCGAUACUCACCGCUGGGCGUGUGAGUGGAUUAAACCGCAAGCCGGUUCCACUGCAUUUGUGCGCUUUAACAAGAUGGGAAAACCCGUUGACGAUGUCGCUUUCUGCGAGAUAGUCCAGGAACGCACUGGUGUGAUGCUGGUUCCAGGUAGCCUUUGCUUUGGAGUUGGAGAAGACUUCAAGGGUUAUGUUCGCAUUGGGUAUGUCAAUGAAACCGAGGUCCUGAAGCAGGGUUUGGAUGCAUUGGGCAAGUUCAUGGAAGAUGAGUAUGAGGACGUCCCAGUGAAGAGGCCCUUGAAAAAGUGA
Molecule: messenger RNA, 1227 nt
Organism: Penicillium coprophilum
Lineage: Eukaryota; Fungi; Ascomycota; Eurotiomycetes; Eurotiales; Aspergillaceae
Product: Pyridoxal phosphate-dependent transferase major region subdomain 1
Exons: 3
Coding region: 1-1227 (408 amino acids)
Biological process (GO): biosynthetic process
Molecular function (GO): pyridoxal phosphate binding; catalytic activity
Source: RefSeq, a predicted model, not a curated record